Molecule: messenger RNA, 1452 nt
Organism: Topomyia yanbarensis
Lineage: Eukaryota; Metazoa; Arthropoda; Insecta; Diptera; Culicidae
Gene: Ubc4
Product: ubiquitin-conjugating enzyme E2-22 kDa
Exons: 3
Coding region: 562-1161 (199 amino acids)
Biological process (GO): protein polyubiquitination; proteasome-mediated ubiquitin-dependent protein catabolic process
Cellular component (GO): nucleus
Molecular function (GO): ubiquitin conjugating enzyme activity; protein binding
Source: RefSeq, a predicted model, not a curated record
ACAUCUUAAUGUUGAAAAUCCCUUCAGCAUAACAAAAUCUCAUAGAAAUUAUUUCUUUCCGUUACUUCAACUGUAGCUAAAUUUAAUCGAUUAGUGAUGUUCGUCAUACCUAAGUGAAUUAUUCGAUUGACUUUUUAUAGUACUGAGAAUAAGCGAGUGCGGUAGAUUCAUUAUUUAAACAGUAGGCAAAUAACUUCCGUCACACCACUACGUAGCAUAAAAUUCGCAUCGAGUGCGUCUGUGUGCGAUUGCGAUAUUCGCGAGUGACGGAGCACCCACAAAGAACAAACCUUUAGACCUUUUCACGGAAAGGAAGCAGCACAAAAAAGUUAAAAACAAGGGCGCUUGUUUUGAACAGAGAAAAAUUUUCAACCCGCUUGUGUUUUUGCUGGCUCAAAAACUUACCAGCUCAUCGGGAAAUUGCGUUGUUUCGAGCUUCCACUGAGUUAUUUUCAUCGAAGUUUGGUGGUUUCAUAGACAGCAAAGCGGCUAGCCAAUACAACUGUUCCGCAGUUCUUUCUUGCGAUCAGGCAACAACAUUUGGCAGGACACGAAGGUAAAAUGGCGAAUAUGGCAGUAUCCCGCAUCAAGAGAGAAUUCAAAGAAGUUCUUAAAAGUGAAGAGAUCGUCCAGUGUUCCAUCAAAUUGGAUAUAGUCAACGAUAAUUUUACCGAGUUGCGUGGAGAGAUUGCUGGCCCACCAGAUACGCCUUAUGAAGGUGGCAAGUUUUUACUCGAAAUCAAAGUACCCGAAACAUAUCCCUUUAACCCACCGAAGGUUAAAUUCAUCACAAAAAUUUGGCAUCCGAACAUUUCAUCCGUGACGGGAGCGAUCUGUUUGGAUAUUUUGAAGGACAACUGGGCCGCCGCAAUGACGCUACGGACGGUGCUACUGUCGCUGCAGGCGUUAUUGGCUGCAGCUGAACCGGAUGAUCCACAGGAUGCUGUAGUGGCUACGCAGUACAAAGAUAACCACGAGAUGUUUAUCCUCACCGCCAAACACUGGACUAACGUGUAUGCCGGUGGUCCCUGUCGGAAUGUUGAUUUUGACCAGAAAGUGCAACGAUUGCGCGAUAUGGGUGUGGCCGAUUACGAAGCACGUGCUGCUCUGUCGCGGCACAAUUGGCAUCUUGAGCGCGCGUCCGAACAACUAUUUAGUUAGUUUAAUCAAUUUCCGUAUGCGAUAAAUUCUUGUCUUUAAAUUUCCUAACCAUGUUAUUUUUAUUUUGUCGUUCAACUUGUCCACGUUGAUGAAACAGCACGUUUUUAAAACAAAGUUAUUGAAGCAUCGACGAAAAACGAAAAAUAAGCGCAUGUAAAAACUUAAUGACAACACUCAACAUUUUUAUAAAAAGACAAACGUCAGUAAACACUUAAGAACAUGAGCUAUUGCAGAGGAAUGGUGAUAUCGUAUUAUUAUAAUGAAACAGAUAAACCAGGUGUUUUCUACUCA